Messenger RNA from Chroicocephalus ridibundus (black-headed gull), 5430 nucleotides. It is a transcript of the gene AQP9, whose product is annotated as aquaporin 9. Gene Ontology annotation, cellular component: plasma membrane; basolateral plasma membrane. Gene Ontology annotation, biological process: glycerol transmembrane transport; water transport. Lineage: Eukaryota; Metazoa; Chordata; Aves; Charadriiformes; Laridae. The transcript has 7 exons. Gene Ontology annotation, molecular function: water channel activity; urea transmembrane transporter activity; glycerol channel activity. The record is from RefSeq and is a predicted model, not a curated record. Bases 126 to 992 code for a protein of 288 amino acids.
UUUCUCUUUUUGCCUUUCUUUUUGAUAAGGGUGACAGGAACAACAUUUUAUUCAUUUUUACUGGAAAAAAAAAAGAAAAAAGUAACAUAGCAGGAAAGGGCACCAGAGCAAUAGAGGAAGCCAAAAUGAGCCGGAAAAGCAAAAGGACUUUAAAGGAGAAAUUUGCCUUGAAGAACAGCUUGGUUAAAGAAGCCCUCUCAGAAUUCCUGGGAACUUUUAUAUUGAUAGCACUUGGAUGUGGGUGUGUGGGACAGGCUGUCCUUAGCCGAGGAACCCAUGGUGGGACCAUGACAAUAUCAGUUGGAUUUGCAAUGGCAGUCACCAUAGCAGUGUAUGUGUCUGGGGGGGUUUCUGGUGGUCACAUAAACCCAGCCGUUUCAUUAGCCAUGUGCGUGACUGGAAGAUUAAAAUGGACCAAAUUACCAAUUUACAUAUUAGCACAACUCCUGGGAGCAUUUGUUGGAGCAGCGGCUGUCUUUGGGAUUUAUUACGAUGCCCUUAUGGAGUAUAGCAAUGGAACACUUGAAGUCACAGGACCUAACGCAACAGCGCAUAUCUUUGCAACAUAUCCAGCUCCGUAUCUGUCCCUCAUAAAUGGAUUUGCAGAUCAGGUGAUGUCAACAGCUGUUCUUCUUCUGGCUGUAUUUGCAAUUUUUGACACCAGAAAUAACAGUGUACCAAAGGGCCUGGAGCCAAUCGCAAUAGGACUUCUUAUAAUUGUUCUUACUUGCUCCUUGGGAAUGAACAGUGGCUGUGCCAUGAACCCGGCCAGGGAUCUAGGUCCAAGGCUCUUCACAGCCAUUGCAGGAUGGGGGAUGGAAGUAUUCACGGCUGGAAAUAAUUGGUGGUGGGUCCCUAUAGUUGCACCUAUGCUGGGAGGUGUACUUGGAGCAAUGACCUAUAUUGUUUUUAUUGAAAUUCAUCACUCAGACGCUCAACCAGGAGAAGAAAAUGAUGUGUAUGACAAAUACGAACUGACCAAUGUGGAGUAAGAAGUGAAGAAUUUUCUCUCUCAUUUUGUUGUGUAGUUUUUAUGCAAAUGAUUGCUUGGACCAUUUUAUAAAACCUGUAUGCCUCAAGUAGAAAUUCACAUUUCAAAGCAGAAAAUCUAUAUAAAAGACAAGGUCAAAACUGACCUCUUUCCAUGAAACUUCAGGCUGAUCACAUUAAAAACUGGGAAUUUGGGGAUAGGAGCAGUAAAUUGUUGUUCUUUUCGUAUGGCUUUCAGAGCAAGUCAUCUCCUACAUUAAAUUGUAGUGAGAUGAUGCACUGACCUGCUAAUUCAACACAUAUGAUCUUAAUCAUGUUGCCUAAUUAACGGAAAAUAGAUGAGAUAUUUUUACAAAAUGGGAUGCACAGGUAGUUAAUUUGUUCAGUGAUGAAUUAACGUGCAAGAGCACUGCUCACGUCUUAGAGCCAUUACUUAAGAAUGGCUGCCUGAAAAUUCAAAACAAUACCUGAAUUGCCUAAAUGUCAACUGAAGUGGUUCUAAAUAACUUGCUAAACUUUUAUGAAGUCACUAAUUGAACAGCAAGGAAUCAACUUAUCAGUGAUGAGGUUUAGUAACUUGGAAUGCGAUCACAAAAGCUAAAAAAUGUGUGUUAUAAGAUCAACACCAAAAAGACAAAGCUGUACUUCUGCACAGGUUCUUCAUAACAAUAAUGUCCAGUUAUUUUUAAACUAUUUACUUGACCUUUAUACUACCCAAUAUUAAAAUCCUAACCUAGAAUAUCAGUAUGAACCUCUUCCGCUGUGCUUUCUGGAUAAAAUGAAUCCCUGUGGAGAUGGGCCAGCAACAGAGGCUAAUGCUGUGCAGAGGUCAGCACAAGGCCUAUGCCUGUAUAAGCUUUAAAGAGGCCUUCUGCUGAUGAUCCACAUGGGGGGGAUUUCAUCAGCUUUAUGGGAGUAAUUUUUAUUUUUGUAGCAGUAAUUAAAAUUAGAAACUGGUGUCAGACCUAGUCCUAGUUCUAAAUUCCCCAGGGAAGGCCAGCUCCUCAUCGGAGUUCUGAAGCAUGGGUUCUCUCUUGCUAAAGAGAAGUGGUUGGACAUACACCACUCCCUAAAUAUCCAGCCUUGAAUAAUUAAGUUAUUUCUGCUUAGUCAUUGUGAAUUGAAUCUAGCCAAUUAAAUCAAAGUUCAUUUGUAAUAUGUAUACAUAUAUAUAUAUAUAUGAUUGGUGGUGGUGAUCAUGAAUAAAUAGACAUCCUAUUCAGUGACGCUCCUGAGCUAUUUUCACGGCAAAACUUCAGGGUACCAAGUUCAAUGCACUCAUUUUAGCGCAUUCUUCCCUUUGUACUCCUACAAUUCUGCUCCCUAGCAUUCCACAAUUUUUUCUGGUAUUGGUCCUGAAGGGAGGAACCCUUUGUGAUGCCAGUAACCACACAUUUUGGUGAGGUAUCCACACAAGUGUUUUGGAACAUACUGUGGUGAGAAUCUGCCUCAGCAUUCGGGCAGAUCAGGCCUGUGUCACCAUGUGUCUUUAUCAUGCUCCCUGGUAUGCUGCGCUCAAUUCUUGGCAGCAAAGGCAUAGAACUAUCAGGUCAAGCAAAACUUUGCUUGCUGCAGCUGUAAGUCAGAUGAUGUGGUACACUUGGGGCAGUAUAGUUCCAAUUUUAAUUAUAUUUUUGAAUAAAACUUACAGAACUGUAAUGAACUUAGGCUGACCAGCAACCAUAUCAGCCCUGUGCAAAAUGCUCAUUUGAUUCAGUGUUUCUCUGCGGUGGGUUAAAAACAGAUAUAGCUAUAACCCAUUCACAUUUGACUGCAUAGUAUCAUUAUCUGGAGGGCCUCAAUAACAAGAAAGAGGGUUUACAGAAUCAGUCCUCAACCCAAGCAGAGGCAAAUACAGGAGAAUCAAGAGUACAAAGUGGAAAUGAUUCCUAACUGCAGAUCUUAUAUUGGCAGCACAGACAAGCUAGUUCAUCUGUCCUGCAAAUUGAUAAAUCCCACUACAUAAACCAAGAUGGUGUGUAAAAGCAAUUGCAGACUGAGCCUUCCUUUGCUCCCCCUUGCAAUGAGAGCUGUCUCGCACCCCUUGGUGAUACCUGGCAGGAGCACUCCUAGGUGGCCGCCAGCCAUCUCUGUCAGCAGAGGGAUUACAUAGGUAGGAACAGCCAGAGGGCUGCCCUCAGGUCUGAAAGGCAUAUACUCUUCCACUGACGCCAACAUCUAACAUGAAAUGUCUGUGCAGAAAAUAAAAACAGACAGCCAAUUAAGAGAAGUAACUGAUUUUGUUCAAAGUGGUAGAGGCAAAUUAUCACUUAUUGUGCUAGAACUUUGUAUAGUCUGUAGGCUUCAUAUACCUCACGAUAUUGUGUCCUUUAAUACACCAUGGAAAACAUGGGGAAAAGAAGAAUACUGGUCAGGAACGAGAAGUUUAUUUCUACAACCUACUGAGUGACCAGCUCACACUUGCUGUGUGUCUGUGCGUUGGCCAGGGUACAUGAAGUUGUAUGUUUUCUCAAAAUCCUUCUGAUGAAAACAGGUUUUGCCUGUAAGUCAACAUGAUUUGUUUCUCCUAUUCAUGACAUUCCUAUGCACUGAAUUUCUGUAUAAGUGAUAUUUACUUGUUUGAAGUUAUCAACAUUCACAUCAUAAGCAGUGACACAUUAGAGUGAUAGCACAGCAAUAUCUAAAAUAUGCUCUCAAUAAGUUGUUGUCAACCCUACGUUUGCUUAAAUAACUCAUUCUUAAAAUUCAAUUAGUCAUUUAGUAGGUUUUUAAAUUCUUUGAAGAUGCAUGGUACUAAUACUACAAUUCGUACUGACUUCAUAAACCCCAGAAUUUCAGUCAGGAACAAGGUGUUAUAGCCCUGUCUCAGAUUUGACAUAAUUUACAUUUAUAAGCAUAAGACUGAAUUCCUGCUUUAGGGACAAAACUCAGUUGAGCUUUAACUACAGAGCCAUGAACAGUAUCUCCAUAAUAUAAAGGGAACAAUAAUAAUCAUCUCAUGCCAUAAGCUUUCACAGACAUCAUGAUUGUUUUGCGCAAAACAAAAAAACUAUUUUUACUUUGCAUGAACUAUGCAAUUUUCUAAUAUCAACUGAUAUUCAGUGGUUGCACUCAUAUUGAAUUCAUAUAAUACAGUUGGCAACAAGAAACAGUUUUUCCAGCUGUAAGACAUUCUGCUUAAUGAAUUAAUAGUAAUCAGGCUUGAUCGUUUUAAUGUUGAAAAAAAUUCAUUUUCAGAGCAUUGCUCAACUUUUGGGCUGUGUUUGUUCUUUUUGGGCAAUGUGUUUGUUCUUUAGAGCUAAACUUAGUACUUAAGUAAUUUGGAGAGUGAUCCUGCAAAUAGUACUGGGUUAAAGGUUGGCUACUGCAUGUUGUUUCAUAGAAGCCAGUGGAAUUAUUCACAACGGGAGGCAAUACAGGCAAGGAUAAGUGCUCAGAGAAUCGAGCUCAGAGUAUACUGGAAACUGUACUUUCUUGUACUUUUGAACCAUGGAUCUGGAUGAAUGUGCUGUAGUUCCAAAUAAAUACAGUCAAUCCCUAAUAAAUGCAUUCCAGUACUAUUUUUAUUUUUAUAAACAAAUCCCCCCUCUGGCACCUAAGGACAUAUUAAGAAAUAAAUAGCCGCCUAUUAUGACUUGCAAUGUUUUAUAGCCUUGUGCUGGAAGAACACAUUGACUAACAAGCUGUAUUCCCAGAGUGCAGCCGCUGUGGCAGAUUUUGUGGGUCAGAAGUAGCGCCAAAGCACCGAAAUACUCCCAGGUGAGUAAUGGCCAUUGCUGGGCCAGGAGGGACCCGUGCAACGAGAGGGCCAGGCCCUUUGUCUCUGGACCUUCCCCUGUUCCUGCCUGGGGAUGCUUUCUGCCACAGCUUUCCCACAGGUCUAACGAUAGCCAGAACCUAGGUGGGAUAUUUUGCUUAAGUCCCUCUUCAGAGAUUGCUUUUAAGGCAUGCAUAUAUCAAUCAGAUUUGGCCUGCAGCGCUUACAAAGUGCCCCAAGCUAAUUUAUCUAUCUUCUACUCUACAGAUUUGUAACAGGAACAUGCUUUGCUUGUUCCAUUUAAAAAUCACAUGAAAACCUGUUCUGCAGGCGCAGGGGGAAGAGGGAAAUAUUAGAAGCUUCAAAUUUACUCAGGAAGCCACAAAAAAAGAAAAAAAAACCAACACAAAUAAAACCAACAACUCAAUUUGAAGUGGCAGCAGGCAUUUUAUCCUCUAUCCAUCCUAAUGACCCUUACCUUCCCCUCAGUCUCUCUGAUUUUCUGUUCUCCUUUCUUUCUCCUGCCAACACUGUGCGCUGUGCUCUGUUUCUAUACAGUACAAUACAUCUCCAGAGAUUUAAAUGCAGCAUGCUUUUCUCAGUUACUUAUGAAUCUUAGAAAGUUCUCAUGAGAGCAAAUUCAAGUUUCACCUCACACGCUUGUUUUUUGGCAGUUGCUUGCAUUUUUUCCCCACUGUUCCCACCAAACAACCUUGUGCUGG